This is a messenger RNA of Neurospora tetraspora, 2448 nucleotides long. RefSeq lists its product as uncharacterized. The coding region runs from base 1 to 2448 and encodes 815 amino acids. Gene Ontology annotation, cellular component: nucleus. Gene Ontology annotation, biological process: RNA processing. The record is from RefSeq and is a predicted model, not a curated record. Lineage: Eukaryota; Fungi; Ascomycota; Sordariomycetes; Sordariales; Sordariaceae. Gene Ontology annotation, molecular function: RNA binding. The transcript has 12 exons.
AUGGCGGGGAUGCCCCAGCCAUGCCCCAUCGAUACACGGCUGCCAAACAUGUCGUCGUCCAAGAAGAUUGCCGAAUUUCCUGACGUGGAGGCGAAGCUCCAGAGGGCCACCAAGCAAUCCGCAUUCGAGCGCCAAAAGGCAGAGGCAGAGGCUAAGCGCCGCAGAGAAGCUGCUGAGACGGCCGCAGUCUACGAGGACUUUGUCAAGAGCUUCGACCACGACGACACUUCGGAUUCUCGACCCUCGAAUUCCCGAUAUGGAUCCGACCGACCAGAGAGACCAACACUUGGAGGACAGCCGUUUGGAGGAACGGGCAAGAGACACUUUGGCGUCAACAGUCUCAAGAGUGGUCCCGGCAGUCUAGGGCCUCCUCCAACAUCGUUUAAGAAGAGGUCAUACGAUGACUUCCAUUCCAGUCGUCAGAGACCCCACGAAAGAUUUGAGGAGAGGGAGAGGGACUCCGAGAAGAGCUCUUUACCCGUGUCCAAAGUUUUCAACGAUAGCGACAACGAGGAGGAAGCGACCGUUAACGGCCGAGCAGAGGAGAAGGCCAUCUCGAAACCCACACUACGCCUUUCCAACCUCCCGCCGACCGUCAUCAAGGCGCUAAUACCACCCAACUUGACGGUCGAGAGCGUCAAGAUUGUUCCGCCAUCUGGCCCCCAAGGGACGGAGCGCAAGUCCAUUGCUGCCAUCGAAACACCCGCAACAGAAAUUGAUGCCGCUGUGAGCGCGCAACAAAAUCGUUAUCUCGGUUAUGGUUACUUCUUACAUCUUUCAUCAGCGGCCAUUGCGUCGGGCUUGACGACCGUUCAGACUUCUACAACAGUAUCACGUCCAUUCGGCGCAAAACGUCCGGGUGGCCAUGGCCCGCAUCACGGAGGUUAUAGUCGCAACUAUGCUCCCCCAUCACAUUAUGGAGCCGCUAUCAACAGAAGCGGUCUGCUCCAUGUUCCCGUAAAGCCUCCACGAGACAUCAGGACACUGCGCAUGAUUCACAAGUCCGUUUUGGAGCAUGGACCAGAAUUUGAGGCUCUUCUGAUGUCUCGACCAGACAGGUGGGCAUGGAUCUGGGAUGCUCGCAGUGAGGGCGGCAUAUGGCUAUGGGAGAUCAGGGGGAAGCCAAAGUAUGUCCCACUCUUCGAAGGAAGCCACGCCUGGAAGGCGCCUGAGCCUCUCGCCUACGAGUACACAACAUCAAUCGUCUCAGAUUCGGCAUACGACACGGACGAAGAAGACGACUUCGAGGAUGAGCAGAAAGAGCACAACGACCAAGAAGACACCUUCCUCAACCCCAUAGAAAAGGCCAAGCUAGCGCACAUGCUAGCCCGCCUACCUACAACACUAUCCAAAAUCAGAAAAGGAGAUAUCGCCCGCAUCACCGCAUUCGCCAUCACUCACGCCAGCCGCGGCGCCGACGAGAUCGUCGAUAUGAUUAUCUCCAACGUCGAAUCACCCUUCUCUUACACACCCGCCAACCCCGACCACCAACAACGCUCCCGCGAGCGAGAAGGCCAAGACGGGAACAACUCUCGCGAACCCUCGCCCGCAGUCGAAGACAAAGACAAGGACAAAACAAACGACACCACUCCCGACCUCAGCGCCGCCCGACUUCUGGGUCUCUACGUACUCAGCGACAUCCUGUCCUCAUCAUCUACAAGCGGUAUCCGCCACGCCUGGCGCUACCGGCAACUCUUUGAGACCGCUUUACGCGCCCGCAAAACGUUCGAAUUGCUCGGCAUGAUGGCCGACAAGCUUAACUGGGGCCGCUUGCGCGCAGACAAGUGGAAGCGCAGCGUCGGGCUCGUCCUGAGUCUCUGGGAGGGAUGGUGCGUAUUCCCCGUCGAGACGCAUGAAUUCUUUGUCAAGAGCUUUGAGAACCUGCCGACGCUGAAGGCGAAGGAAGCGGAAAAGGCGGAGGCGGAGAAGAAAGCUGCUGCUGCUGCUGCUGCGGGUGGGAAGUGGAAGACUGUUGAUGGACCUGCUGCUAUUGCAACUCAGGCUAAGGCUACUGGUUUCUUACCUGUGUCUACACUUCCGGAGUCGUCGAUGGCGGAACAGACGGAACCAGGUGGUGGUGAUUCGGAGUACGUGGAACGGAUGCUGGAGACGGGUGAUACAGAUGGAGAGAUUACGCUGCCGCCAAAUCAUAUGCAGUAUAGCUCGGGGACGGACGAGUUGUUUUCGGAUGAUGAUAUUGAUGGGACGCCUGAUGAGGACUUUAUGGCGCUUUUACGGAAGCUUACGACGGCGGAUGAUGGGGAUGUGGUUAUGGGCGAGGCCGCGGAGACAUCAGCACCAGCAGCAGUACAGACUACAGAACCCAAGACGGUGGAGGCCAAGUCGGUGGCUGGAUUCCAGAUAUCGGCGAACAAGGCGGCUCCGACGAGGAAGCGAAUGCGGGCCGUGGAUAUGUUUGCUGGGUCGGACUCGGAGGGGGAGAAGUAG